GCGAUAGGUUGUAGCCUUCGAUUACUACAUACUUGAACAUACGCAUGGAAGCAACCAUGGCUCACCCGGGCCAAGUUCCUGGCAUAAGGCUCCAGCUCCCCUCCAUCGACGCUCACUAUCAGCUCCAGGCUAGAGUUUGCAAACGGUCAUACAUUCGUGAAUUUCACGAGUACUAUCUUGUCUUGUUGUCUGUUGUCAGACUGAAUCCACGGCCUCGAGGCUGGCGACGCGAUGGCACAUACACCGCAGGCAACUGCACCAUCAUCACCACCACCCAAGCCUCCCGUACCCAUCUCGCGAGAUACCGCCCUUCAGCUUUCGACAAGCACCACUCUGCCCCCCAUCUUCCGGUACAAGGACCGGCUAGCCAAUGUAACCAAUGCCAGAGAAAGCGUCACUUUGUUCCUCGAGACCGACCUACAAACGAAAAGGUUGGAGAAGAUGUAUCCAUACCUCUGGCUCGCGGGGCUGCCCCGAGCGGCGCGUCCACUUCAUCGCCAAAAGGUAGUCGGACGGAACAUUUGCGUGACCGAAAACCCCGAGGAGCACAUGACGUGGCACGAUACCACCAUUUUCAUCAAGCCUUUACCAGACUACUUUUUUGAUCACAACUUGUGGGAAGAGACAAUCUGUGAUAACGGCGCGCUGUAUAGGAGUGCUUGUGGGCUGCUGCUCUCGUACGUAUGGCUCAUCAGCUACCGCAGCGAUCUGCGAAUCGCACAUGAGAUGGGUUUACUGCCUUCUUGUAUAAAAUGGGAAAUUUGGACAAGGAUGGUACUCGAUUUCUCCAGCCAGAACGACGUCCAAACGCGAAGCUGGGUGAGCCCUCGUUACGAAUACGGCGAACUCCGCUUGUCCCGCCUCAAUACGCUCUACCGCUUGGGCGCGGCUGGAUUCUCGGCGACAAGGUUCGUGUACGGCUACAUUUCGGGUUCGAAGCAGUAUACCACCUUUUUCGAGCGCAACUUUGGCUGGCUCUUGGUGGUUUUCAUCUACAUCACGGUCAUCCUAUCAGCUUUGCAAGUGGCUCUGGCAACUGAGAGGCUGGGUUCGGAUGGGAAAUUCCAGGCAUUUUCAUAUGAUAUUGCUCUCAUAUCACUCGGAUUCGUUGCAGCGGCGAUUGGCAUCAUCUUGGCCGUGUGGGCGUGUCUGUUUUGGUUCUAUAUUCUGUCAACACUUCGAUAUCACAAACGGCCCACGGUUCUGCGGCUAAAAGGAGGGACCAAAGUGUAGCCCUAGCUUUGGCGAUGAUCAUCUUCUCCGAUUUGUCGAACCUUUCUUUCUCAUGCGAGGUGUGUUGAAACUCGCACCUAUCUGUCUGUUGGACUUCUACCUAGAGUUAGCCUCUAAAAAAUACAACGGCAACUCUUGGAGGACCUCUCUUGCGGGAAGCGUAACAUAACGGUUGGUCAAACUAUACAGUAAUAGCGAGUUCGAGGCAGUCUGCUCGUGGUGGUGUUCUUUGUACCUUGAACAAAUGUAAUUCAUCGAUCGUUGCGAGAAUCUUCUCGUAGCAGUAAUUUAGUAUUUAAGCCAUGAUCUGUUCUUUCUUUUAGCUACAGUCCCGGUUCUCCAGAUGCGUCGCUCGAGCCUGGACGCC
Colletotrichum godetiae is the source of this 1600-nucleotide messenger RNA. RefSeq lists its product as uncharacterized. The record is from RefSeq and is a predicted model, not a curated record. The transcript has a single exon. The coding region runs from base 232 to 1233 and encodes 333 amino acids. Lineage: Eukaryota; Fungi; Ascomycota; Sordariomycetes; Glomerellales; Glomerellaceae.